Molecule: messenger RNA, 1705 nt
Organism: Cebus imitator (Panamanian white-faced capuchin)
Lineage: Eukaryota; Metazoa; Chordata; Mammalia; Primates; Cebidae
Product: partitioning defective protein 6-like
Exons: 2
Coding region: 698-1033 (111 amino acids)
Biological process (GO): establishment or maintenance of cell polarity; regulation of cellular localization; centrosome cycle
Cellular component (GO): cell cortex; apical plasma membrane; nucleus
Molecular function (GO): protein kinase C binding
Source: RefSeq, a predicted model, not a curated record
UGCAGAAGCCUGCUACAGCUGGGCUCUGCUGAUGGGGGGUUGAGUCCCAGGCUUUGAUCUCCUAGGUCAAUGUUGUUUAGCCUGCAAAAAAAAUCUGCCUGCUGCCACGUUUGCAGACUGCAGCAUGAGUUCUCAUGUCUGUUCCAUCAUUCAUUGUUACAGCAAAUAUAUACUAAGCACCUACUAUGUGUUAUAGAAACGGGGGAUACAGCAGUAAAUGCAACAGACCAAAUCCCUGUCCUCAUGAAUAUACUACCCAGUGAGCAGCUAGCCCAUAUCUAUAAAACGUGUACUCUUGCUAUGUGUAAUGUGCUACGUAUGUCAGAUGGUGAAAAUAAAGUUCUGAGAAACACACAGAUAACGCAGGUGUGGCAGAUGCUGGUGCAGACAGGAGUGUGGGGAGGCUUUUCUGAGAAGAUGAUACUUGAGCAGGGGCGUGGGGGCGAGGGAGGAGCCCCGUGGGUAUCUGCGGGAAGAGUAUUCUGGCAGAUGGAACAGCAAGUGCAAAGCCCUGGUGGAGGGGUGGCUUGGCCUGUGAGGACUGCAAGGAGGCCAGGCUGGACAGUGCAGAGAGGGCGAGGGGUCAGGAGGGGCAGAGCUUGGAAAGACAAGGCUGUGCCACUGUAAGGGGCUUUGGCUUUCUGCCAAGUGAAAUGGGAGCCACUAGAGGCUUGGAGCGGAGCACUGAGACCCUCUGAUGUACACUUUUAGCAGGGUGAGAAUAUACCCCAGUGGGACACAGGUGGAGCCAGGGAGCCCCAUGUUAAAGCUGUUACAGCAGUCCAGGACAGAGAUGGCGGUGCUUGAGCUGGGAAUGGCUGUGGAGAUUGGGGAGAGAGGGAUCUACGUGCAGGAGAUGGCUGACAUGAGCACGGCCAAGCUGUAUUCGGGGCUGCUGGGGGUGGGCGACGAGAUCCUGGAGGUCAACGGGGCCAAGGUGGCAGGGCUGGGCUUGGCUCACAUUAAGGAGCUGCUGGCCCACUCAGAGAGCUUGUCAAUCCGUGUCCUGAGGCAGAGACCUGUACCACGGUGACCCAGAAGUGCCACUGCCCUCACUGCCACUGCCUCGGAAGCCCUGAGCCACUGAGGGUGGUUGGCCGGGAACGUGCUGCCAAGCUGCCCUGUGCUGGAAACAUGGAUCCUGCUGGUGUCUAACCCCUUGCGCUGUGGCAGGGCUUCUGCGAUGGACUGCCUUAGGGAGAGGCAAGGAGCCUGUUUGCAUAUGUGUUUUAAGGACAUUCAUGCAGAACUAGAGAAAAAAAAAAAUGGGUCUCCUUCCAUGUCUAAGGGGGUGUCAACAUUGACUUGUACCUUUGUUGCCGGGGGGGGAGGGAGAUUCAGUGGACUCUUUGGUUGCUGCCUGAGAGCCGGCCCCGCCUCCUGGUCCCACUCCCCAUCAAAGGCUACCCCAGCCUCCAACACUGUGGAACCAAAGAAAGCUCAUGUCCAUGUUGGCCUUGACCCUCCCCUUUUUCAUCUAUGUUCCUCCCUACUCCCAUUCACUGCCUUUGCCCUUUAUCCAGAAAUGGGCAGUGUCCUGGAGUACCAGCCUUACAGCUAUUGACCAUAUAUGCCCAACCAAAAUCAGAACGUGUGGUCUGACAGUUUUCUGCCCAUUCUGGGUAUGGGAACACCUGGGAGAUGUUAUCUGGUAGCCAGAAUAUUAAACAUUUCUAGGAAAUUUUUUUGAUAUAAAGUUGAAAAA